Messenger RNA from Lathyrus sativus (Indian pea), 939 nucleotides. Lineage: Eukaryota; Viridiplantae; Streptophyta; Magnoliopsida; Fabales; Fabaceae. The record is from the annotation of a GenBank genome assembly.
AUGUUAUCAAAUUUAGAGAUCAUGAUGAAAAAACAAGUUACGGCUGUCGAGAAGAUCGAUGCAUAUAUGGAAAAAUUAAAAACUAUGAAAAAGAAAUUUGAUCCAUUACCGCAUUUUACUUUGCAUAGAGUGUUAUCUCAAGUUUCUCCACAAUUUUAUACCAAAGAUGAGUUAACACAAAUCGAGAAAACCAAUCAAGUUUUGUUUCAAAAAAUAAAUCAUUCUCUUAUUUCAGAUAAUAAAGUGGAAAGAGUAGAAGUCAACGACUUAAAAAGUUGUCAACCAAGUAAAGAAGAGAAAAUAGUGAAACCAAAGCUCGCAAUUAAGAGGAAAUCAAGAAAUCAAGGGAAAGAAAUUCUACCAUCACCACCACCAGAAUUGCCUAAUCAUAUUAAUAUCUUGGUCGAAGUGUUGGAUGGUACUGAUGUUAAAUAUAUCAUGUGUAAGACAUUGUACAGCUGUGAUCUCACCCAAAAUCACAAUCGUCUUUCAAUGCCGAUUUCACAGAUUAAAUGUGAUUUUCUCACCGAGAUAGAAAAGAAAACUUUAGAAGAAAAUGAUGAAGAAAAAAAACCAAAGAGUUUAGAUGUGAUUGUGUUAGAUCCAGAUUUUAAUGAAUUUUCUGUGUGUUUGAAAAAAUGGGAUAUGAAUAGUACUAGUACUUAUAAUCUUGCUAAAGAUUGGACAAAAGUUUUAUCAAAAAAUAAUUUUAAAAAAUAUCAAAAAAUUGACAUUUGGUCAUUCAGAGUUGACGGCAAAUUACACUUUUUACUUGAUAAUAAUGAGCCGGAAGAAAUUGAAAAUACUAAUGAGCCGGAAAUUGAAGAUACUAAUGAGCCGGAAGAAAUUGAAGAAAGCGGAGAACCAAAAAACUCAAUCAUUAUUUCAAAUAUGGAAGAAAAGCAAAGUGAAGAGAUGAAGAUUGAUGACUCCAAAUAA